Messenger RNA from Owenia fusiformis, 1475 nucleotides. The record is from the annotation of a GenBank genome assembly. Lineage: Eukaryota; Metazoa; Annelida; Polychaeta; Sabellida; Oweniidae.
CGUUUUGAUGACGUAGUUCACAUCACAUUGCGAACACGUUUCGCAAUAUUUUGAAAAUUUGUACAUUUAGUUCAUUUAUUAAGUAAUUCAAGCAGUUUCAUAGGUGUGUUACAUCAAUCAAGUUCAUUCCAGAGCUCAUUUCCACCAAGAACAGUAUUUGAAAGUUACUAUGGCGGUUAGAACACAAUUUGAAGGAAAUAAUGAGGUGGGGGUAUUUGCAAAACUCACCAAUUCUUACUGCCUUGUCGCAAUGGGAGGGUCAGAGAACUUUUACAGUGUAUUUGAAGGAGAAUUGGCUGAGACUAUUCCAGUGAUACACACAUCGAUUGCUGGCUGUAGGAUAAUAGGACGUAUGUGUGUAGGAAACAGAAAUGGUCUCUUAGUGCCAUCAACUACUACAGAUCAAGAACUACAACACAUACGCAACUCUCUACCAGACAGUGUAAAAAUACAGCGUGUUGAGGAGAGACUUUCAGCCCUUGGUAACGUCAUAGCUUGUAACGACUAUGUAGCCUUGGUACAUCCAGAUCUUGAUAAAGAGACAGAACAGAUCUUAGCUGACACAUUAAAAGUUGAAGUAUUCAGACAAACUAUAGCAGAACAAGUGUUAGUAGGCAGCUACUGUGCAAUAAGCAAUCAGGGUGGACUAGUUCAUCCAAAGACAUCAGUCGAAGAUCAAGAUGAACUGUCAUCUCUUCUACAGGUUCCACUUGUGGCAGGUACACUUAACAGAGGUAGUGAGGUUAUAUCAGGAGGUAUGGUGGUAAAUGAUUGGGUGGCAUUCUGUGGCUUAGACACGACUAGUACAGAAGUUAACGUCAUAGAAUCCGUAUUCAAAUUAGGAGAUAACCAACCAAGCACAAUGUCAACACAAAUGAGAGAAUCUCUAAUUGAUAGUAUGACGUAAUACUCUCUGUCCCUGAUGAUAAUACUUCACUGUAUAUAAGAUGUACAUACAAAAACAUUGCCAUCAUCAGCGCACAUGGCUUCUACAUGAAUUAUCAGAACACCAUUGACCAAAUUCAUAUUUGAAUUCAUUGGAAUGGGACUUUUUGAUGAGAUCUCCCACAUGAUAGCAGACAUGCUACAAAUAUUAUUCUGGACAGAUUCCUAAACUGGAUAGAGUAAAUAAUUCUCGGUUUAAAGAGUAUGAAUAUGAAGAAUCAGACUGACAGUUCAUUCAGGAUCGGUCUUUCACUGCUUUCAUAGUAGCUCAUUUACUCUUGUGUAAUGCAAUGCAUUACUCUUAGGCCAAGGAUGGAUUUAAUAAAUAACUGGAUGAUGUCUUGAUAAUCAUGGCGUUGCCAAUGCCAACUUUAAGUGCCACUUUAUUGUGCCAUUGCGUGUGGACUGCAAAUGUUACAAAGUGACACAAUCAUGUACAAUUGAAUACAAAUAAACAAAUGUAGAAAUACAUUCAUUUUAAAAAUAUUGGAUGAUGUAAUUAUGAUUGCCAAUAAAACCAACAAUAUUUU